Molecule: messenger RNA, 1112 nt
Organism: Myotis brandtii (Brandt's bat)
Lineage: Eukaryota; Metazoa; Chordata; Mammalia; Chiroptera; Vespertilionidae
Gene: PTGES3L
Product: prostaglandin E synthase 3 (cytosolic)-like
Exons: 8
Coding region: 1-741 (246 amino acids)
Biological process (GO): chaperone-mediated protein complex assembly; protein folding
Cellular component (GO): nucleus; cytosol
Molecular function (GO): Hsp90 protein binding; protein-folding chaperone binding
Source: RefSeq, a predicted model, not a curated record
AUGGGCUGGGAAACGCGGGGGGGCACGCGGGGGGCGCGCGGGAAGGCGGGGCUUAGACUUUCUGGAGACGUGCAGGGCUGCAGAGGCUGCAGGGGCCAGGCUUUCCCACCGUCCCCCGGAGUGCGGCUCCCUGGUAAGGUCGCGUCUCUCCUGCCUCUGCAACCUUCCGCCGACCAUAUAAGGAGAGGCAGCUGCCGGGGCGUCACUCACCAGGAUCUAAAGAUAGUGACCCCGGACUCGGACUCCCAACGCCACUGGGCUGCGGGGGCCGCCAUGGCACGGCAGCAUGCCCGGACCCUGUGGUAUGACAGGCCCAGGUACGUGUUCAUGGAGUUUUGUGUUGAGGACAGCACCGAUGUCCACGUGCUCUUAGAAGACCACCGCAUUGUGUUCAGCUGCAAGAAUGCGGAUGGAGUGGAGUUGUACAAUGAGAUUGAGUUCUAUGCCAAGGUGAACUCCAAGGACUCCCAGGAUAAGCGCUCUGGCCGCUCCAUUACUUGCUUUGUGAGGAAAUGGAAGGAGAAAGUGGCCUGGCCUCGGCUCACCAAGGAGGAUAUCAAGCCAGUGUGGUUGUCUGUGGACUUUGAUAACUGGAGAGACUGGGAAGGGGAUGAAGAGGUGGAGCUGGCUCAGGUGGAACAUUACGCAGAGCUUUUGCAGAAGGUCAGCACCAAGAGACCUCCCCCUGCCAUGGAUGAUCUGGAUGAUGAUUCUGACAGUGCCAACGCAACAAGUAGUUAAGUUCUGCACGGUAGACCUGUGGAGGAAGCUGUGGCUGUCUUCCAGUCAUUCUGACAAGCUAGGGCCUGGGCCUUUGUCCAGCUGUUUGGCGGAGCACCAAGGUCCUCUGGGAUCUCAGAUCUUUCCUCGAAGCUCUUAAUUAAGUGUCCUCCUUCAUGCUUUAUUUCUUUUCCCUAGACACUUGACUAUGGCUGCUACAUCAGAUGGCAGAAUAGCAGAGGAGUAGAGUGGUGGGACUGCUGACUUCCUGCCAACUAGCUAUAAUCUCUAUGUUUGGGCUGCUCAUCAGGGCUCUCGAGUAUGUGUGUAUGUGGUAGAGCAAAAUCCAAAGAAGUAGCAUAUAGAUUAUAAUAAAUCUUUAGGAACUGGUC